AUGUAGAAACUCUGUACCAGCCAUGCCACAGGGAAUCACAACCUCUACAGCCUCGUUAUAGAUGUUGACUAAGAGGGAAAAUAAUAAACAAAUUUGUUUUCAAGUUUUGGAAUAAAAAAGAGAUUUAUGUGUUAUAAGAAAUAAAUCUGAAUGGAAAUCAUCCAAAGAGUUGUCAAGGAGAGCCUCCCAAUAUCUGAUGAAGCUUUGCAAAUCAACGAGGAGAACAUGGAUGGUGUUGAUUUGUUGUCUACGGUUGUAAUAAAGUUUAGCUCACAAGCAACACAAGCAACAAUUGAUUGGUUGAUUGAGUUGAUUAAAGCCCCAGUCUCAUCAGGCGGAGCAGAGCUGAUCCCAUCCCUGAAGUCUGACAACCCUUCUGAGAUUGGCAAAACAUUUUAUAUAACAGCAAAAUACAAAAGACUUCUUCAUGCUGCAGAACAUUUCAAAAUUAUGAAAAGAUCAACUGAAGACCUCUGUGACGAGUUUAAUUAUGAAAACAGGCAUUUGUUCAGUGGAUUUAGAGAUGAAGAUGAAACAUUUUUAUCUUCAGCUGAAAAGCAGUAUUUGAUUAAGCAAUGUCUUAACAUGAUAACAUCACCUGAUAUGGGGUCAAUCCCUGGUGUCAAAAAGAAAACAACUUUGUAUAAAGACAGACCAGUCGUUCCAAGAUGUUUGGCAUAUGGUGUUAUAACAUUGUUUCCCCUUCACGAGCCAGAAAAAUUGAAAGCUCUGGAAAAGAACUGGUAUGCAAAUUUCAAAAAAUGGGACAUUCCAGUUGGUGAAUUAAGAGAAUACUUUGGAGAAACAAUCGCACUGUACUUUGCUUUCCUUGGUUUUUACACAAAGUUCCUUAUCCCUCCAUGCCUUGUGGCACUCUUUCACAAAUUUUUUAUCUAUGAUGAGCACAAGGAAGAAAACGCUUGGUUCGCAGCUCUCAAUCUGAUUUGGACAACCGUUUUCUUAGAAAUAUGGAAGCGUCACUGCUGUACACUAACAUUUGCAUGGGGAACAUUGGCUAGAAACAAAGAUGAAUCUCGCCUUGUUGAGCAGCCACGUGCAGAGUUCAUUGGUCAAAAACGAAUCAGCCCGAUCACAGGGCUACCAGAACCAUAUUACCCAACAUGGAAAAGAAGAGUAAAGAUGUACUGUGUCUCGUUUCCACUCUUGAUGUUCUGUUUACUGUUUGCUGUUUUUGGGAUGUGGCUAUAUCUUGAUUUCCAACAAAUAAUGAAAAACCGAUAUAAGGAGAAAACUGGAUUUUUCGUAUCUAUUGUUAUGAGAAUACCCAGCAUCCUUUACGGUGCAGCAAUAUUUGCCCUGAACACAGUCUACAGCCGGAUUGCUACUAAACUUAAUGACUGGGAAAAUCAUCGCUUGGUCUCGUCUUAUAACAGCAGCCUCACUGUGAAGCUAGUGUUGUUUCACUCAGUGAACAGUUUUAUCUCUCUGUUCUACAUCGCAUUUUAUCUUCACGACAUGGAGCUUCUAAGACAGCACUUGGCUACUCUGCUUAUCACUCAACAAACCAUUCAACAAGUCCAAGAAUCGCUGAUACCAUAUCUUAUGUUCCAAAGACACAGUGUCAAAGUUAAGAAAGAUGGAACCAAGAUUUCCGUAAAAAGGGAGAGAAUCAAGGAUAGGAUUACCCGACAGGAGAAAUUGCCAGUCUAUCAGGGAACUUUCGCUGAUUAUCUGGAAAUGUACAUCCAAUUUGGAUACGUGUUUCUCUUCUCAGCGGCAUACCCUUUGGCUGCCUUUUGGGCUCUGCUAAAUAAUGUCAUCGAAAUCAGAAGUGAUGGAUUUAAAUUAUGCCGUUUGCACCAAAGACCUUUCUUUGAGUCUGCCUCAUCAAUUGGUGCUUGGCAGGCUGCCUUUGAAGUCAUGAGUGUUGUUGCAGUGAUCACCAAUUGCUCGUUAAUUGCAAUGUCUAGCAGUACCAAAAAGUGGCUUGGAAAUAUGUCAGGCACAAACUAUAUACUCUUGUUCGUUCUAAUUGAGCAUCUAAUCAUUGGAAUGAAAAUAUUUUUGGCAUCUAUGAUACCUGAUGUGCCUGGCUGGAUCACAAAGAAAAUGGCAAAGAUUCAGUAUGAGAAAACAAAUCUUCUGAAGAAAAAUAAAGAUGACCUUUAUGCAGAACUCAUUCAUGGAGAAUAAAUACAAACGAUGAACCUUAACAUCACCUGAGAACGAGUAAGGGGCUCUUGCACCAUAUACACAGUUGUUUCAAUAUAUUUAUAUCUUAUGGGAAAUGUGUCUCCAAUUUCAAUAUAUUUUUAUUCCAUGGGA
Molecule: messenger RNA, 2286 nt
Organism: Rhopilema esculentum
Lineage: Eukaryota; Metazoa; Cnidaria; Scyphozoa; Rhizostomeae; Rhizostomatidae
Product: anoctamin-10
Biological process (GO): chloride transmembrane transport
Cellular component (GO): plasma membrane
Molecular function (GO): chloride channel activity
Source: RefSeq, a predicted model, not a curated record